AUGAGGCCUGGGGCAAGUCCUAGCAUUAUUCCCAGGCUAGCCACAGGUGCCGCAGCAUGUGCGGACCAAGUCCGGCACCACUGCAAUAACUGCCCCAAGUGGCAGAAGUCCUCCGUGAUCCUGGCGAGCCCGGCGUCCUCGAGGACGCCGGGCACAAACUGCAUCAUCCAGAGCAUGGGAUCAAGCGUCCAAGUCGAGGAACUCGCUACCGUCGACAGGGGCAGCGAGUUCAGGUAG
Pseudogymnoascus destructans is the source of this 237-nucleotide messenger RNA. RefSeq lists its product as uncharacterized. Lineage: Eukaryota; Fungi; Ascomycota; Leotiomycetes; Thelebolales; Thelebolaceae. The record is from RefSeq and is a predicted model, not a curated record. The transcript has 2 exons. Bases 1 to 237 code for a protein of 78 amino acids.